UUUCGUCUUCAGUUGUGUUUCGCGUUCCGUUCGCCGUGCGUCCGCAUACGGUACGACAUUGAACUAGUGGAUUGUUAUUAUUAUUAAAGGAAAAUAUGCUUCGUUAUUUCAUUCGUUCGACAAAACUUUCAACCGGAAAAGAAGUGUUGUUACUAUCCACUCCAAAACGAUGGAGAAGUGCCCAGUUAGAACCAUCAACUUUACCGGAAAGUGCCCGUGAAAUCGGCUGGACCGAUGCGUUGCCUUAUCAGAACAUACCCGGCCCGGGGGUUUGGCAGAUGUUUCGCGGUUUUGCGCCUGGAGGCCGUUACUACAAUGCAACACUGCCGGAAAUGCACAGGCGCUUGCGAGCAGACUACGGUGAUCUGAUAAAACUUCCAGCGGCCUUCGGUCGACCGGACAUUCUGAUGAGCUACUCGGCUGACGAUUAUCAGACGUUGUUCCGAACCGAGGGUCACUGGCCCGUCCGCCAGGCGUUGGAUUCGUUCGUGUACUAUCGGAAGGUGAUGAGACCGCAUGUCUUCAAGAUGGGAGGUCUGGUGUCUGAACAAGGAGAAGAUUGGCAACAACUUCGAAGCGUGGUUAAUCCCGUUCUGAUGCAACCAAAAACUGUUAAGCAGUACAUCGAGAAAGUAAAUGCAGUGACCAUGGAUUUAGUGAAAAUAAUGCAAGGAAUACGAGACGCCAAAAACGAGCUGCCUGCCGAUUUCAACAUGUGGCUCAACCGCUGGGCCCUGGAAACUAUUGGGGUCAUCGCUUUGGAUACGCGAUUUGGAGUCCUCAACGAAAGUCGGUCACCCGAAACGGAGAAAAUGGUCGAUCUUUUAAGGGAACUGUUUGUGCUCAUAUACAAACUCGAUAUAGAACCGUCACUGUGGAAACUUUACAAAACACCCAACUUCAAACGAAUGGUUAAGAUUAUGGAUGAGUUAACAGACAUUGUCAUGAAGAAGGUCGACCAAGCAAUUCAACGAUUAGGACAAAAUCCAACAACCGAAAACUUGAGUGUUCUUGAGAAGUUGCUGAAAGUGAACCGAGAUGUGGCCGUUGUGAUGGCCGUCGAUAUGUUGAUGGCUGGAGUUGAUACGACAUCAUCAGCCACCGUUGGAAUUCUACACAGCCUGGCCACGAAUCCCGAAAAACAGCAGAAGCUCCGCGAAGAGCUUCGCACAAUUCUACCUCGAAAAGAUUCACCCUUGACGGUGGACAACAUGCGUAACCUACCGUAUCUGAGGGCUUGCAUCAAAGAGGGAAUGCGCAUAGCACCGCCAACAGUGGGCAAUGCUCGAAACGCCGGCCAGGACAUCGUCCUCCAGGGCUAUCAAGUUCCAAAAGGGACUAACGUAGUGAUGGCUGCCAUGACCUUGAACAUCGACGAUCGGCACCACCCGAGGGCUAAGGAAUACCUGCCGGAACGGUGGCUCAAGGAGGAAGGAUACCCUAGCGUGAAGGAUGCCCAUCCGUUUGUGUUCCUGCCAUUUGGCUUUGGGCCGAGAACCUGCAUCGGUCGCCGAUUGGCCCAGAUGGAGAUGGAAAUUGUGGUGGCCCGAAUUACCCGGCAGUUUGAGUACCGUUGGAACUAUGGACCGCUUAGGAUUAAGGGUGCCAUCGUUAACGUGCCGGAAAAUGAGUUAAAGUUUGAAAUGGUUGAAGUGAAAGAAUAAACUAAACUAAACUAA
This is a messenger RNA of Uranotaenia lowii, 1679 nucleotides long. RefSeq names its product cytochrome P450 12b1, mitochondrial-like. The transcript has 8 exons. The coding region runs from base 96 to 1664 and encodes 522 amino acids. Gene Ontology annotation, molecular function: iron ion binding; oxidoreductase activity, acting on paired donors, with incorporation or reduction of molecular oxygen; heme binding. NCBI's taxonomy places the organism in Eukaryota, Metazoa, Arthropoda, Insecta, Diptera, Culicidae. The record is from RefSeq and is a predicted model, not a curated record.